Phragmites australis (common reed) is the source of this 6095-nucleotide messenger RNA. RefSeq names its product E3 ubiquitin-protein ligase UPL3-like. Gene Ontology annotation, molecular function: ubiquitin protein ligase activity. The record is from RefSeq and is a predicted model, not a curated record. Bases 231 to 5876 code for a protein of 1881 amino acids. The transcript has 17 exons. Gene Ontology annotation, biological process: protein polyubiquitination; proteasome-mediated ubiquitin-dependent protein catabolic process. NCBI's taxonomy places the organism in Eukaryota, Viridiplantae, Streptophyta, Magnoliopsida, Poales, Poaceae.
GCCCAGCAACCUCGCCGUGUCAGACAGCGACCACUCGGUCUCCGGCCUCCGGCCUCUUUCCUGACAUCACCACUGCCGAGCCAUCCUCUUCCCCCAAAAUUCCCAACCCCACCGAUUCCUCCCCCACCCAGAUCUCCUCCGAUCGCCCGUCCCCGAUGCCCCCUACCCCCUCUUAGCCCCGUCGCCGCCGCCGCUGCGAGGCGGCCGCUGCCCCUCUUUGCUCCCUUUGUAUGGAAACGCGCAGCCGCAAGCGGGCGGAGGCGUCCUCUUCUUCCACGACCUCGUCCCGCUCGUCCAAGCGCUCCCGCCCCAACCCUAACCCUAACCCUAAUCCCCCCGCCGCCUCCUCCAACCCAGCGCCUGCACCUCCACGGACGCGCCGCUCCGCCGCUGUCAGCCCCCUCUCCGCGUCUGCCCCGUGCCCUCCGAUGGACUCCUCGGGCGACAACAACCCCAACCCUAACCCGCCGCCGCGACGCCGCGGCCGCCCCUCCAAUGCGGACAAAGGCAAGGAACAACAGCAGCAGGAACCCUCCGAGAGGUCCAGGGUGCGUGAGGCCGAGCGGCUGCUGGGCCUAGGUUUCGACGGCAUGGAGGAUGACGACGACGCGGGGUUUGGGGCUGGGGCCAUCCCUCACAGCCUUACCUCUGCGAGCACCGCGCUGCAGGGGCUGCUUAGGAAGCUCGGCGCCGGGCUGGACGAUAUCCUGCCAUCGUCGGCACUGUCAGCCGCUGCCGCCGCGGCUGCGUCGUCAUCAUCAGCGUCUGGGCAGCUGAGUGGGAGGCUGAAGAAGAUACUUGCGGGGCUGCGUGCGGAUGAGGAGGACGGACGACAGGUGGAGGCGCUGACGCAACUCUGCGAGAUGCUGUCCAUUGGCACGGAAGAGUCACUUGGGGCAUUCUCGGUGGACUCGUUUGUGCCCGUCCUGGUCGGGUUGCUCAACCACGAGAGCAAUCCUGACAUCAUGCUGCUCGCAGCACGGGCCCUAACUCACCUAUGUGAUGUGCUGCCGUCUUCCUGCUCUGCUGUUGUGCAUUAUGGUGCCGUGCCAUGCUUUUGCGCCCGGCUUCUCACCAUUGAAUACAUGGACUUGGCGGAGCAGUCUUUGCAAGCUCUUAAGAAGAUAUCCCAGGAGCAUCCAACUGCCUGCUUGCGGGCUGGUGCACUAAUGGCAGUCCUAUCAUAUCUUGACUUUUUCUCCACAGGUGUUCAGAGAGUUGCGUUAUCUACAGCUGCUAAUAUGUGUAGAAAACUUCCGUCUGAUGCAUCAGAUUUUGUAAUGGAAGCGGUUCCACUGCUUACGAAUCUCCUGAACUACCAUGAUUCAAAAGUACUCGAGCAUGCUUCUGUUUGCCUGACCCGCAUUGCGGAAGCUUUUGCUUCAUCUCCGGAAAAAUUGGAUGAGUUGUGCAAUCAUGGAUUGGUUGCACAAGCUGCUAGCUUAGUAUCUGUUAGCAAUUCAGCAGGGCAGGCAUCCUUGAGUACAUCGACAUAUACGGGUGUGAUUCGUCUUCUCUCAACAUGCGCAAGUGGAUCACCAUUGGCAGCUAAAACACUUCUUCUUCUUGGAAUAAGUGGAACACUUAAAGAUAUCCUUUCAGGUUCUGGGUUGGUUGCUGGCACAACUGUAUCUCCUGCUUUAACAAGACCAGCUGAUCAGAUGUAUGCGAUUGUGAACCUUGCAGAUGAGUUGCUUCCUCCUCUACCUGUUGGAAUCAUUUCUUUACCAGCGUAUUCCCAUGCUUCCACAAAAGGCUCUUCUCUAAAGAAAUCCGCUUGUAGUAAGCAGGGUGAACCUAGUUCAACAGAAAAUGAACUGUCAGGUCGGGAGAAAUUAUUGCAUGAUCAGCCUGAACUUCUGCAGCAAUUUGGUAUGGACUUAUUACCUACCAUGACACAGGUGUAUGGUUCUAGUGUAAAUGGACCUAUACGCCAUAAAUGCCUAUCUAUCAUUGGGAAAUUAAUGUACUAUAGUUCAGCUGAAAUGAUCCAAUCUCUCGUUGGUGCAACAAACAUUUCCAGCUUUUUAGCUGGCAUUUUAGCAUGGAAGGAUCCACAAGUGCUUAUCCCUGCUCUUCAGAUAGCAGAAAUUCUAAUGGAAAAACUUCCUGAGAUAUUUUUAAAGAUGUUUGUGAGGGAAGGCGUUGUUCAUGCUGUAGAGUCACUCAUAUGCCCAGAGUUCUCAAGUCCAGUGAUACCUCAAAUAUCACAGCUGGACAAUCAUGUUGAUCCUGUUACAUCUUCACGUUCUAGGCGCAACCGACGUCGAAGCAAUGCUGUGAAUACUGAAAACAACUCGCCAGAUGAACCAAAGGGUUCCCAUCCUGUGAUUGCCAAUUCAGCACCAUGUGCGGCUGAAAUUCCGAAUAAUAGUUUUCGUGCUUCAGUUAGUGGUCGUGCGAAGUUGUUCAAAGAUAAGUAUUUCCCAUCGGACCCUGGAUCAUGUGAUAUCGCUUGUACUGAUGACCUUCUUAAGCUGAGGACACUUUGUGCAAAAUUAAAUAUGAUCGCUGACACUGUCAAAACAAAAGCUAAAGGAAAAUCAAAAGCUUUGGUGGGUAAUAAUUUUGAUGUCUUAUGUAAUGUUGAGGAACAGUUGGAUGGUAUAAUAGCUGAAAUGUUGUCUGAGCUUAGCAAGGGGGAUGGUGUUUCGACAUUUGAGUUCAUUGGAAGUGGAGUUAUCACAACCUUGCUUAACUAUCUGUCCUGUGGAACAUUUGGGAAGGAAAAGGUGUCUGAAGCAAACCUACCAAAGUUGCGUCAUCACGCAGUCAGGCGAUAUAAGGCAUUCGUAUCUGUUGCUAUUCCAAAUGAUGAGGAUGGGAAUAAAACUCCUAUGGCAUUGCUAGUGCAGAAACUGCAAAGUGCUCUCUCUUCAUUGGAACGCUUCCCUGUUGUGCUUAGCCAUUCUGGAAGGGCAUCAACUUUGGGAGGAUCCCGUCUGGUGUCAGGUUUAGGAGCACUGUCCCAACCUUUCAAGUUGCGCCUUUGUCGAGCACAGGGUGAAAAGUCACUUAGGGAUUAUUCAUCCAAUAUUGUUCUUAUUGACCCAUUGGCAAGUCUGGCAGCUGUUGAAGAAUUCCUUUGGCCUAGAGUCCAGCGCACUGAGUCAGUCUCGAAGCCUAUAGCGUUAUCUGCAAAUAAUUCUGAAUCUGGAGCAGCUAGUUCCACAGCUGGUGCGCCGUCAGUGCCUUCGUCAACUCAAUCUGGCCGUCGAACUUCAUUAAGGUCGAAGUCAUCAGCUGCCACUAGUGGUGCAAUUAACAAGGAUUGUCAGGAGGGGAGCAUAAAUGCAUCUAAGGGAAAAGGUAAAGCUGUUCUUAAAUCGACUUUGGAUGAACCAAAAGGGCCGCAUACUAGGAAUGCGACACGGAGAAAAGCUGCUUCAGAGAAAGAUGUUGAACUGAAGCCAUCACAUGGUCACAGCACCUCGGAGGAUGAAGAUCUUGACUCUUCUCCAGUUGAGAUUGAUGAUGCUUUAAUGAUUGAUGACGAUGAUGAUGUUUCAGAGGAUGAAGAUGAUCAUGAGGUUCUCCGGGGGUCACUUCCUGCAUGUGUUCCCGAAAGAGUGCAUGAUGUAAAAUUGGGAGAUGCUAAUGAUUCUAGUGUUGCCUCAUUGGCAAAUGAUGACCAGGUACAGCCCUCAUCUUGUUCCAGUACAAAGAAUACUUCUAGCAGGGGCCUGGAUGCUGCUGAAUUUAGAAGUCCAAGCACAUUUGGUUCGCGUGGUGCAAUGUCAUUUGCUGCAGCUGCCAUGACUGGGUUAACUUCAGUAGGUAGUCGUGGUAUUAGAGGUAGUCGAGAUAGGAGCGGCCUUCCAUUUGGAACUCGUGCAAAUGAGCAUUACAACAAAUUGAUAUUUACAGCCAGUGGGAAGCAGCUUAACAAACAUAUGACUGUAUAUCAAGCUGUACAACGGCAAGUAGUUCAUGAUGAGGAUGAUGAGGACAGGCUAGGUGAAUCUGAUUUGCCCAAUGAUGGAAGCCGCUUCUGGGCUGAUGUAUUCACUAUAACAUAUCAGAAGGCUGAUAACACAGUGGAGAAGGGAUCUGUUGGAGGCUCAGCCCCAGUGCCAAAAUCUUUCAAAUCAGAUUCUUGCACAAUAUCGUCUGAAGCACAAUGUACUUCUCUUCUUGAUAGCAUUUUGCAAGGAGAGCUUCCUUGUAAUUUAGAGAAAUCAAACCAAACUUACAAUAUCUUAGCACUGUUACGUGUGUUGGAGGGCUUGAAUCAAUUAUCUCAUCGUUUGAGACUACAGACAACCUCUGAUGAUUUUGCUGAGGGAAAAGUUGCCACCCUAGAUGGGCUAUACAAUAUUGGAGCUAAGGUACCCUUGGAGGAGUUUGUCAACAGUAAGUUGACCCCAAAGCUUGCUCGGCAAAUUCAGGAUGUUCUUGCACUGUGUAGUGGCAGUUUACCAUCUUGGUGCUAUCAGCUGACAAAAGCUUGCCCUUUUCUGUUUCCUUUCGAAACACGGCGACAAUACUUUUAUUCCACAGCUUUUGGGUUAUCUCGUGCAUUGCAUCGUCUUCAGCAACAACCUGGUGAUAAUAACAACAAUGCUAGUGAAAGAGAAGUCCGGGUUGGUAGAUUGCAACGCCAGAAAGUUCGUGUUUCUCGUAGCCGUAUCUUGGAUUCUGCUGCUAAAGUUAUGGAAAUGUUUUCCAAUCAGAAGGCUGUUCUAGAAGUUGAAUACUUUGGUGAAGUUGGAACUGGACUUGGUCCAACUUUAGAGUUUUAUACACUCUUAAGUCGUGACCUGCAAAGGGCUGACUUAGGAUUAUGGAGAUCUUAUUCUCCCGAUGAUUCUGGAAUGCAAAUUGAUGGGAAUGGUGAUGAUUUAACAGCUAAAAAGCUUGAGUCAGAUUCACCUGUUGAGAGAAGGAACUUCGUACAGGCACCUCUCGGUUUGUUUCCGCAGCCAUGGCCACCUAGUGCUGCUGCAUCAGAAGGUAGCAAAUUCUUUAAAGUUGUCGAGUAUUUCCGCUUAGUUGGUCGAGUGAUGGCAAAAGCAUUGCAAGAUGGAAGGCUUCUCGAUUUGCCUUUGUCAACAGCAUUUUACAAACUUCUACUUGGACAAGAACUUGAUUUGUAUGAUAUACUAUCUUUUGAUGCCGAGUUUGGAAAGAUAUUGCAAGAACUGCAAAUUCUUGUUGAACGGAAGCGAUUUCUGGAUUCAUGUUCUAGUGAGAAUAAAAAAAUAGAAGAAUUAUGUUUCCGUUGUGCUCCUAUUGAAGACUUAUGUUUAGACUUUACUCUUCCGGGCUAUCCUGAUUACAGUCUCAAGAAAGGUGGAGAGAAUGCUGUGGUUAACAUUUACAGCUUGGAAGAAUAUAUUUCUUUGGUAGUAGAUGCUACUAUUAAGACUGGGAUAAUGCGGCAAGUAGAGGCAUUUAAAGCUGGAUUUAAUCAGGUAUUUGACAUAUCAUCUCUCCAAAUAUUUUCUCCUCAAGAACUUGACUAUCUCAUUUGUGGACGCCGCGAACUUUGGGAGCCGGAUACACUGGUUGAACAUAUAAAAUUCGAUCAUGGUUAUACCUCUAAGAGUCCUGCAAUAGUCAAUCUACUUGAGAUCAUGGCAGAAUUUACUCCUGAGCAGCAGCAUGCUUUCUGCCAGUUUGUGACUGGUGCUCCUAGGCUUCCACCUGGUGGUCUGGCUGCCCUAAAUCCUAAGCUGACUAUUGUUAGGAAGCACUCUUCUGCGGCAAAUACAUCUAAUGCAACUGGAGCAACAGAGUCUGCAGAUGAUGAUUUGCCUAGUGUUAUGACUUGUGCUAAUUAUCUUAAACUUCCACCGUACUCAACCAAGGCCAUUAUGCAAAAGAAACUGCUUUAUGCCAUCAACGAAGGCCAGGGGUCAUUUGAUCUUUCAUAGGCUCAACACUAACAUAGAUAUUGGUCCACCGAGAAAUUUGCCACAUUGUUGCGCAGAGUUAGUUUCUACCAGUCAUGUAUGACAUAGGUUGAAAUCAGCUCCCCAGCCGAAGGUUUGGAGCACAUAUCUUUAGGCUGUGGAUGUCUCCCCCCGGGCUAAUUUCACUGUAUAUUCUUGCUGAUCCUUAUAGUUAACAAUAAAUAAAUUCUUUUUGCUUGA